Molecule: messenger RNA, 2059 nt
Organism: Esox lucius (northern pike)
Lineage: Eukaryota; Metazoa; Chordata; Actinopteri; Esociformes; Esocidae
Gene: spdl1
Product: spindle apparatus coiled-coil protein 1
Exons: 12
Coding region: 151-1905 (584 amino acids)
Biological process (GO): protein localization to kinetochore; establishment of mitotic spindle orientation; mitotic spindle assembly checkpoint signaling
Cellular component (GO): spindle pole; outer kinetochore
Molecular function (GO): kinetochore binding
Source: RefSeq, a predicted model, not a curated record
AAACAUGAACGUUUGUCUCGCGAUAUUUGGCUUGUGACUGGAGCAAAAUUUAAAUUGUGUUCUAACCCGGAGAUCGAAAAAGCUAAUGUGUUUGUGACACGGCUUUAUAGAAAAUCGGCAGAUUUACCCUUUGUGACAACUUACUGAAAGAUGUCUACAUCAGGAGAUGAGAUCCAGCGACUUCAAUGUAAGCUGAAAGAAACAGAGGAUGCACUGCAGAAAGCAGCCCAAUAUGGCCUUCAGCUGCUUGACGGGCAGCUGGAUUUGCAGAACAAGCUGGAGGAGCAGCAAAUCGAGAUGACCAACACUGUAGAGGGCCUGGAGCAGGAGAAAUACACUCUGCAACGGGAACUGGAGCUAAAAAGUCGCAUGCUGGACAGCUUGCGCAGCGACUAUGAAUCUGUCAAAAGCCAGCAGAAGCUCCAAUUAGAGCAUCAGGAAUCACAGUUGGAGAGAAACCACACUAUGGAGCUAAAUGAGUGCAGGAAACAGAUGGAGAGAGUGAAAGGUGAACUGGAUGAGGCACAGCUCAGUGAGAAGCAGCUGAAGCAUAAACUGGAGCUCCAGACAGAAACUCUGAACAACAAGAUGGAGGAGCUACGUGUGGUUACAGAGCGGGCUCAUGAAACCAUGUCCUCUGAGGUGAUGGAGUUGCAGGUGGAGAAGAUGGACCUGGAAGCUGCAAAGGCCACCUUGGAACAUGCACUUCAGGAGGCCCAGUACAAAGAGCAGCAACUGGUGCUGAUCAACACGAACCUUAAACGCCAAUUGGAGCAGAUCACUGAGGAGAAGGAAGACCGUGAGAGAGAAGCCGUCUCCUAUUUUAACGCCCUGGAGAAAGCCCGGGAAACCAACCAAGAUCUCCAGAUUCAACUGGAUCAGGUGUUGCAACAGGCACAAGAUCCAAACAGCAAGGGAAAUUCUCUAUUUGGAGAGCUUGAGGACAAGCGAGCAGCGAUGGAGAGACAGCUGAUCAGCAUGAAAGUACAGCACCAGUCCCUUCAAAAGCAGCAUGCCUUCUCCAAACAACAGUUACAUCGUAUGAAGGUUCAGAUAGCCACUCUGAUGCAACUGCAGGGCUCUAGGGCUGACCCUGCGCAGCUGGAGCGCCUGCAAUCCAUGCUUUCAGAGAAGAACAGUGAGAUACAGGCCCUCAUGAUUAAACUGCGCCGCUUGGAGAAGGUGGAGAUGACACUGAAGGCGCAGCCUUCUCCGGCCCCAGUGGACGCAGACAGCGGAGAUGGGACCUACUACACAGACCUUCUGAAAAUGCAACUUUCAAAUUCUGCGAAGGACGCAGAGCGGCUUGGGGAUGAAUUGUCUAUGCAAAGGAUGAAGUCACUCUCUGAAAGUCAAAGAGCAUUAGAGCUGGAGAGGAAGCUUUACAGUGCUGAGAGGGCACUCAAGCAGAGCCAGAGUGAUAACAUCAAGCUGCAUGUCAAAGUGGAAGAGCUCAGGUUGAAAUAUGAGCCCAAUGAGAUGAAUCAAAUUCAGAAGCGCAAGCGUGAGAAGCUUCCUGUAGACAUGCCAAGCCAUAUUCCAGAGGUGAAGAUAGAGGAGCCCAUGGUCCCAGAUGUGGGCCUGUCCAAGCCAAAGGAAGAGCGAAAUGAAACAGAGGAGAGGCUCGCUGUUACUGCUCAGCUACCCUCCAACAACCCUGAACCUAACACCGCUUUGCCCAGGGCCGGCAAGUGUGUCCGUAUUUGUGAGGAGCCGCCAUCCACCAUCCCUAACCCUCCCAGCUCUCUUUCAGCUGACUUUAAAAUCAAGACUGAGGAGCUGGAGGUGGAGAUGGAAGUUGGAGACAGGAAAAGAAGAGUUGAAAAGAAAAAGAAGCUAAAAUCUCAAGAAGUCAUCCAUGUUACCUCCCAAAAAACUAUGGAAAGUCAGUGUUCACAGCAGUAGCUGGGAGUUUAUACAGUAUAUUUGUGAAAUCAAGGACUAACAUUUUAAAUAUUUUAAGUUUGUGAAUAUAUGAAUAAAGACAACAUGGAACUAAGUUUGGUUCAUUAACAUGCAGCGAUUUCAUGUAAAAUAAAUAGAAUGUACAACAAAUACA